AUGAAAGAAAACAAAGUGGACCCGGCAUUUUUAAUGUUGAAAAAUGGAAGUGUACGUUUUCAUAGUUCACAAAAAUAUCUGAAUAUAUAGCAUAUAUAAACAAGCUAUUUCUGAAUAAAUAUGUUGUAGGAGCCAUUAUUUAUUUAUUAUUUAAUAUAAAUUUGCACUUUUUAUAUUUGUUACUGUUUUCUGUCACUUACAAUACAAAGUUAGAUUAAAAAGCAAAAUAUUAUUAUUGUAUGAUUUAUUUGAUCGUGCAUAUAAUAAUGUGCUUAAUCCUAGUUUAUGCAAUAUCUGUGGUGAAAAAAAAAUAUAUUGUGGUUUCUGAAAAAAAAUCAUUGAUAUUAUAAUAUCAUAUUGGAAUGAUUAUUAGAACUUCCUAAAUCGAAAGGAACGAGUUACACGAAUGUAUGUUGUCUUAAUUUAUUAUAUUGGUUAUAUGGUAAAAUAAAAGACAUUAAAAUUAAUUCAAGUGAAUUUGAGACAUUUUAUAGACAAUUAAAAGUUUUUUUGAGAAAAAACACUUUUAAUUACAAAAUAACCAAUAAUCAUGUAUUCUAUAAAAUAUAUGUAAAAUCAUAUGAUAAAAAUGUUUUAAUGUAUACGAAAGAAUUAUAUGAUUUUGUACAUUUUUAUGAAUGGAUAGAGGAUGUAUUGGAUAAUAACUCAAGGCAGAAGGUGAUUAUGUGCAAAUACAAAAUUCAUAUUUUGAAAAUGUACGAUAAAAUGAAAAAUGUUGCAUUUCAAUAAAUUAUGGGCAGCAUGUAGAAGAAAUAAAAAUAUUUAUUGAAAUAUGUAUGAAAAUUGAUUAGCUAAGUUUCUUGGAGAUAAAUGUUUUUGUAAUUCUCUAGGAUUAAUAUUGAAUGAAGGUAAAAAAGGCAUAUGAGCAUAAGAAGAAAAUCAAGAUGAUAGAGUCUCGAGAGGAAAACAUGUUGCACCAAAAGAAGAAGAGAUGUCUAGUUUAUCAGAAGUUUCUACAUUAAAUAUAAAAAUGUGCAUAAUUAUAUCUUUAUUAUUAUUAACACAUUUUUUUGUGAAUAAUAAAUUUCUUAUUAGAAUGGAUGCAAAACAAUUAUUUAAUUACAGAAAAUAUUCAUCCAUGUGAUUUUUUUUUCUCAGAUAUACCUUUAUGAAGAUAUUUUAAAUGCAUUUCCUUCAAAAAAAAAAUUAUAUGAACAGUUAAAUAGGCAUAAUUAUAUAGACCUUAAUUUUACACAAUGUAAAUCAUUUGAAGAAAAAGAUAAAAAUAUAAAAAACAUUUGUACCAAGGCCGUAAGAAAAUAUAAAAGAAUAAAUAAAAUAGGUAAUAGAAGAACUUCAUGAAGACUGGUGUUUGCACUUUAUACAUUGAAUACAAGAUAAAAUAUGAGAACAAUAUGGCAAUACUGGUGACUACAUGCUUGGAAAUUCAUAUAUUAUUAAAUUUUUUGAUUUAAUAGUUAUUUGUAAUAACACCUCAAGCUAAUAUCCUUGCUUCUAUGAUUUUAAUAUUAAUUUAAAGGGAUAGAAAUAAGUUAUUGAUUUAAUGGAUUAUUUUAAAAUUCAUGAAAAUAUUGAUAAUACAAAAUUAUGUGAUUAUAAUGAAUUCACAUUAAAUUGCAAAUACAUUAAUGAUGUUACAGGAUUAUAUAAAAAAUAUAAAAGAAACUGUUGUGUUUACUUUUAUUAUGGUGGUUACUAGAAUAAUUGUUCACAUUAUUUUAAAUGCGAUGAUAAAUACAACCCUAAAAUGGUCUUGAAUAUUUUAAAAUGUCCUAUUGAUGUGAAUAAAAAAGAAAUAGAUGAAGAUGUGGAAUCUGUACCAUUUUGAUAGAAACGUUAUCCUAACAAGAUUAAAUUCAUUAAAGCGUUUUAAUGGACUUAAAAAUAUAUGUAUUGGAUUAAUGUAUGACUAUUUCUCUUUGUUUUCGAUGCUAUUUUUAUUAUUUUUAGGAAUACUAUUCCUAUUUUUUGUUUUUUAUAAAGUAAAUAUAAUAUGUGUUUUAAAAUACCAAUGAUUGAUAUUAUCAUGAGUAAAACAUUGUGUUUUAUAAUUACAGUUAUUGCGCAAAUUCUUUUAUAACGAUUUAACCUUUUUGUUUUUGCCUUAUAGUUUACGCCCUUAGUAAUAUGUGUACAUAUGAAAUUAAUGAACAAAAAUUUAAAUAUAAUUAUAAUCAAAAAUAUCCUCAUAAAUUGCUAA
Molecule: messenger RNA, 2182 nt
Organism: Plasmodium gonderi
Lineage: Eukaryota; Apicomplexa; Aconoidasida; Haemosporida; Plasmodiidae
Source: the annotation of a RefSeq genome assembly